AUGAGAAAGAUUUGGAGUAGAAAAGAUAAGGAGAAACGCAGAAGUAUUUCCACCCCAAGUACAUCAUCAACUACUGGGAAUAAUCCAUCAUUGGUACAGAAGACUUCACAAACAGACUUAAACGGUAGCAAUACCACUUUAUCCCUGUCCGAAUUUAACCCCGACAGCAGCUAUUACUAUGAUAACGAUAUCUCCUCAAUUAUGGAGGAAUCGUCAACUAACAAUACAACAACUUCAGACAGAUAUUCUUCCAGUGGCAGAAAACUGGGGUCUGCUGGAGAUGGUACCAAGGGCACCCUUCAAAAUGCCACAAACUUUAUUGGUACUGGUGCCUAUAAUAAAUCUAGAGGUUCAGUGGCUGCUCUAGACAACAGACAACCAAUCAAGUUUCAGGAUUUGAUAAGACAAAACCAUGAUAGUACAAUGGUGAAGCAUAGUUGGGUUAAUGUAAUUGGAAGCAACAAUGACGUUAAAGAGAGCAAUUUAAAACUUUACCGAGCAGAAUUGAAAGGGUCACAUCUUUACUUGUACAAGCCACAAUCAUCGUUGAAUGUCAAGAGAUUUAAAGUGAAUGAAGUGCCAGUGGAUGAAGUUGACGAGGAAAAGGCCAAAAAGAUAGAAUCAAACCAUUUGAAUGACGCUGCCAGUGAUGUAUCGACAUUGAUUGCCGAUGCUAAACUGGUUGACACUGGUCGCGCUGGAGUGCCACUGCUAAAUCACCAAUCAACAAGCAGCACUACUGGAUCUCAACUACGGAGCAACUCAAACUCGGAACCCAGUCAGGAUCCCAAGUCGGUGGAUGUUGACACGUUCUCAAAUAGUGCAAUUGCCCCAAUAUCAUACUACAAAGCUAUCUUGCCCCACCCCGAGCUCUGCUACGAUUUUAAAUUACACCACUUUCAAGCACGCUUGUUUACGGAGAAAGAUAAUAGUGUUGAGUCUGUGGUUCAUUUCCUUUGUUUUGUUAGUGAUCCUCGGGAUGAUUCGGCAGUGAAUACGAUUAUCCAUACUUUACCCAUACUACCAGACUUUGGCUACUUGCUAAAGUAUAUUUCCUUCUAUCUAGGCGAAAUAUUUGAUGACAAAUUCGACGGUGAUAUCAGAAAGGAUGUAAUCAUCGAAAGGUUUCUUAAGUUUUUGUACAGCAUUGAAUAUCAUUUCGAAGGGUUUCUUCUCAAAUCGGACACGGCACCGCAUAUCUUGAAAAUUUUGGAAAUUUUGUCAGUGCAAAACAUUCAUUUGGAAAAAAUUGGUAAAUUCAAACUGGAUAUGUUACGCCGGCAACAAUUGCUUAUACAAUUGGUUAGCAACGAUAACUUACCCGGUAAUAUCCAACCAUUUAAGGAUUUGGACUCACAAACAUUCAUGAGAGAAAUAAAAUUGACAGACUUUGCCCAAGUUAUCAGCGAGAUUGAUUUAAAGUAUUUUUCAAAUUGGAAUUCAAAUUUAGACAAGUCGUUGCUAUUGUAUUCAGCAAUAAAUGCCAAAGAUUCGUCCAAGGAUUCAUUUUACAAAAAGAACCCAUUAAUAUUCAACAACAACUACCAUAUCCACUACCUUUCGCGAUUGUUGAUCAACCAUAUAUUUGUUGAAAACGGAACUGGAUCUCAGAGCUUUGCCGUGAUGGAGGCUAAGGCGAGGAUACUUGAGAAAUGGAUUGACUUGGGUUGUUUAUUAGACAAGUCAGGUAAUAUGUCUUCAUGGUUGGGCAUAUCUUCAGUGAUUUUAUCACAGCCAGUAUUGCGGUUGACAAAAAUCUGGUCCCUAGUGUCACCCGAUUAUAUUAAAUUAUUGAAGCAUGAUUGGUCGCCGGUACUAUUUGAAUUGGAUAGACGAUACCUUGUCAAUGAUUCGAAAAUGACGCGACCACACAAUAUAGAUAACGUCAAGUCACCAAACAUGGCAUCAAAUGAAGAUCGCGACUUUAAUUCAAAGAAUUCGUAUCAUAUAAUGGCCCCUAGAGGCUUGGGAAAGAUUUACCCCAAGGAGAAGGUGAUUCCAUAUUUUGGCGACUUGGUCAUCAACAAUAAUGGCUGUUGUACUGACGUUGAUGUAUAUGAGAUGGAGUCAAUUUGGAAGAGAAUUAAUUACUCAUUUGAUCGCUGGAAUGAUUAUUUGUCAAACCUUUCCAAUUUCAAUGAGAUUAUCAAAUACAAUGAAGAUGUCUUACGAAGAUACGAUACAAUGGGAUUCAUUUUUUCUAACGAGAGCUUGAACCAGGUGUUGUAUCUUGGUGCAAAUAACCACAAUGCUAGUGAAGGUGAUCUGCUGCUGAUGUCAGAGAGAAAAUUGAGCGCCGCUGAGACCGCCAAACGUGCUGAUUUGAAGAACAAAUUGUUGAGAUUGAUUGAGUUGAAUUGCGAUUCAAUGAACUUGGAAAAUAUCAUGACAUUGUCGGUACAAUUGGAACCAGACUUACCCGAGGCUUAUUUGAAUGCGCACAAUUCGUCAUCUGUUAGCAUUACGUCAAACCCUCACAAUUUGUCUCGCUUGCAAACAGCCAACAUGUCGGGACUAUCGUUAAACUCAGUUGACUCUUUAUCUACUACGACAACAGGCGAGACUGGGCCAGAUUUCACACCGACAGCAAGGAUUCCCACUUUUAACAACCAGUAUUUUCGGUUAGACUUAUUGAAAUAUGACGAGCUAGCAUCAGCCGAGGAUAAACGUCAACCACUUGACCCCAGUGUCAACAAACAUAAUGUUGUUAUUGACGAUGAGUUGACGUUUAGAAUUGAUGACUUUGUUGCUGAUGUGGCAGACCAAACGAGUGGAUUCAAUUCAGUGGUUGAAGAUUAUGUAACCGGUGUUGAUGAUGAUGACGACAUACCCGGCUUAGGUAUCGACGUUGAUGAUAUACUCAACUCUGACAAGUUUAACAACCUAACCAUGUCACCAAAGAUGAGUAGUCACAGGCAUAGACGAUCCACCAGUGGUAGUGGAUUAGACAAUCGAAGCUCAAUGCUAACUGAGGGAACCAAUAUACGAAAGAUGUACAAAUUUAUACCCAAGUAUGCCACAGUUGACAAGCUAAUUGACUUGUUGUUGUUGGAAGGCCGUUAUUUCCAUCAUGAUGUCCACUUGGAUCUAACUGAAUACCGCUUUGUGUUCCUAUUAAAUUACAAUUCAUUCAUGACGACAAAGGAGCUCUUGGAUAAACUUGCGCACCGUUUUGUCAAUUCAGGUAAUGCCGUCUUGUCAGUGAUGAAGAAGAACUAUUUGAUGAAAAAGAAUAACGACAAACGAACGGAUACCGAUAAUGAAUCUAAUCCAUUACAUUCAGAUUUACCGAUUGAUUUCCCUAAUUGGGAUUUGGACCAGGAAAUUGAUCUUAAUGAAUUGGGUGAAGUAGACUAUGAAUUGUUGUUGAAGAUUCAAAUCAACAUUUUGAAAGUUUUGAUUGUUUUGAUCAAUAGUUUCUACUCAAAUUUCUCGCUAAACCUAGCCAACAAGAGCAUAUUGAUCAAGUUGUUGAAGUUGUUUAGCAACGAGAUUCUUCAAUGGUACAAUUCAAAUAAAAUUGAUGCAUCAUUAGAGAGGUCGUUUGAAAGCUUGGUGACUUAUUAUAAGAAGUUGAAGAAGAUAUUUGUGAAAAAGACAUAUCGACCAAUUGAAAUCACCAAGUUUAAUAAUUACUUGAUUAAUGAAUUUCGAUUCAAUAAUUCAUUGCAUGAAGUGCCCGUGAAUCGUAAUUUGCCCAGUCAUAAAAACAUCCACAAGAUUGAAAAAUUCCUCAACAAGUUUAAUAAAUUAUUGACGGUUUUUUAUAAAGGGAUAAGAGCUGAAGAUUGGAUUAAGGUGUUUAAGAUUUUGGAAAAUUCAUUUGAAUUGAAUACAUUGUUUGAAUUUAAUUUACAACGACCAAAUGUACCCGAAGAUCAAAUGAUUGUGUCCAAUAUUUUCAACUUUUUUGAAACUUUGGUGUCUCCCACUGAACGUCAAUUGAUUUUGAAAAAAUUCCCACUUGUGUUUCGCAAAUUGUUUAAAUUAUACUUUAGGUUCAAGACUUAUUUAUUGGUUCAAUUGAUUGAUGUCAAUAUUUCUAGUGAAGAGAGAUUAGAUAGGAUGAAGACGUUGUUGAUUAUGGCGAAAAUAUCAAAAUUAAAAAUGAGUGAUAACCAAUUUGUAUUUGAAGGGUCGGGCAAUGUACCUUCAUGCAUUGAGACUGCCAUUGUCAAUGUCAUUUAUUCACCUGAAAGUAGAGCAUAUGCAAACUUGUGGAUGAGAGCAUCUAAUAUUUUGGAUCACAAACCUAGUGAGUAUAAUACCCUUGAUGAAUUAAUUCCGUCAAAUAUUGACGUGAACGACUUGCAGUCCACCGAACCAUUGUUGCCUUGUUUUGGUUGGGUUAUUGAAAACUUGAUCAGCAUUGACAAGUGCCCCUCUUUCCACAAGAGCUUGAUCAAUUUCAACAAGAGAUAUUUGAUUUUUAAAUUGAUUAAAGAAUUGGGUGUUGAGGAUAUUGAAAGUGGUGGAGCGGGAGGCGCUAAUGGUGGUGGUGGUGGUGGUGAUGUAAUGGAGUUUUCCACUAAUGAAUCUCGUGAAUUUGACUUUUUGUUAAAGUUGGAUGAAUCAUUGGUUGUGAAACGGGCCCAUGAGUUGGUUCACGAUAGAGACCGGUUCCCGCUUUUUAGGACGGUUCUUGCUGAACAACAUCGUAUUUUGGUUAGCGAUAACCACAAAAAGUAUCAACGUGACGCCAAAACUAAUGAAGUAAAUCAAUUGAACUUAGCCAGCAAUGCUGCUACGAGCAACAUGCAUACAAUUACACGAAAGACUUCAAAUACGUCAUUAAGAAGACAAUCAUUGACAUAUAAAUCGAACCCGGGUUCGAGAUUCAAAUUGAGUGGAAUCUUCUCCAAAACGAAAUCAUUUUCAUUACUGGGAGGAAACAAUAGUGGUGGCAAUAGUGGUACGGCCAGUGCCACUAGUUCGUCUUUGUCGGCAGAGAAAUCGGUGUUUGUUAAUGAGUUGCCCAGUCCUGAUACUCAAGCAGAGGGGAAACAAAAACCCUCGGUGGUUAUUGCAUUGAGGAAUAAGAAAAUUUUCCCCGUCUAUCUUCUUCCCUUUGGUUUCAAAAUUGAUUCUGAUUCAAGUGAUGCAGGAGGAACAGGAGGAGGCGAGUAUUUUGUUCAGGCCCACUGUGAUGUGGAUUUGAAUGACUGGCUAAUCAAAUUGAAUUAUGCUAAUCGUCAUUGGUUCUACUCAAGAAUACUAAAUUUUAAAAUUAAUAAUAAUAAUAAUUUAGUGUUUGGAAUCCCAUUGAGCUUUGUCACUCAACGUGAGCAAUCAAUGGUGCCUCGCUUUUUGCAAUUAAUUUUUAAUGAAAUUGAGACUUUUGGAAUUAAAGAUGUUGGUGUGUAUCGAAUCAGCUCAUCGCUUUCUGAUUUGGCCAGUUUGAAACAAAAUAUUGAUCGAUGCGGUAGUAUUACUCCAGGAGUUAAUGAUGUGCAUGUAUUGACAGGAGUGGUUAAAUCGUACUUGCGCGAGUUGCCUGAUGCAUUGUUGCCUGAUGAGGUUAUUAACCAGUUUUUCCAAAUUAAUAAGGAGAAAAGAAGUGGUGGAAGGGAUAAGCAAAAUGAUAGAAUGAAGACAAAAGAGACGAAUGGAGAUAAGAAGGAGACGUUACCAGGUGGAAAAGAGGAUAAACAUGAUGAGCUACAAAAUAUUGAUGAUGAAGAAGUUCAAGAAUUGAUCAAGUACAAAACCACAUUGUUCCAAUUACUUCCACCAACGAAUUUAUCAACAUUAAAGUCAUUGAUUUGUCAUUUACAUAAAAUCAAUCAAUUUGCUGAAUUCAAUAAAAUGACCAGUUCAAAUAUUGCCACUGUUAUAGGACCAGCAUUGACUGAAGCUUCGAAUUUGGCAUUGUUGAUUAAUAAUUUUGGAUUUAUUAAUUUGGUGUUGGAGAAGUUGGUUGUUAAUUAUGAGUUUAUUUUUGAGACUCGAGCAAAGCGUGAUGACGUUGUUGGGGAAGAGAAGGAGAGUGGUGGUAGUGGCAGUGAGGAAAAGGGCUUGGGUAAAGAUGUUGAAGAGUAUGGUGUUGAUAAGGGCGAUAAGGCUGACAAGGUCGAUAAGAUAGAGCAGGUAAAUGAUGAAGUUGCACCUAAAACUGACACUACUGCUGCUGAUGGUGCCGGUAAAGAUGCUGAAAAAGAAAAGGAAGAGCACGAAGAAGAAGAAGAAGAAGAGGAUAGAAUCAUCAGAGUACGAAGAAGUGUUGAAAGAAAACAAAAUGAGAAUAUGAACGAGGGUAAGAACGAGAAGGAAACCGCUAUUAAGAAUGAGAAUGAAAUGCUUGGGGCUAAUGAAGAGUAG
Messenger RNA from Lodderomyces margitis, 6318 nucleotides. RefSeq names its product Bem2p (gene BEM2). NCBI's taxonomy places the organism in Eukaryota, Fungi, Ascomycota, Pichiomycetes, Serinales, Debaryomycetaceae. The coding region runs from base 1 to 6318 and encodes 2105 amino acids. Gene Ontology annotation, biological process: positive regulation of GTPase activity; small GTPase-mediated signal transduction. Gene Ontology annotation, cellular component: membrane. The record is from RefSeq and is a predicted model, not a curated record. Gene Ontology annotation, molecular function: guanyl-nucleotide exchange factor activity; GTPase activator activity. The transcript has a single exon.